AUGGCUAACAAAGUUUGCAGCAAACUUAUCAAAGGAAGGCGGUGGGUAAAGUACACGGAUGCCAAUAAGAUACCUCACGAGAGAGGUAUAUACACAAUAGGAUACAAGAACAGAGGGAAAAAGAAAGUCAAUUACCUUUACCUUGGCCAAUCCAAAGACGUCCAUGCGAGACUGAAACAACACAAAUAUGGUAUUCAACACAUUGACCAGUUUGUGAAGCGCAAUUUUCAACGGAAUGGAACAAAUCUACGUGUGAAGUGGAUCAAAGAGCCCAAACACAAGAAGAAGGAAAGUAGUUACAUCAAAUGCGUUGAGCGUAUGCUGAAUUGUAAUUUGACAUACAACAAAAGAGGUAGAGGCAAAUGAAACAUGGUAAAGACAUGUUUUAUAGGAUCUUCGGGCAAUGUUUCAUCUUUUGUAGGCUUAGAAGUUAUUCAGUUAUUAGGUGUUAGAACACUUAUACUUGAGAGUAGAAAUGAUUGCCAUGUGUAUGCACAAGACAUGCAAGUUUAAGUUUCUCUCUUGGUGGUUCAAAAAGAACAUUUUAAAUUAUGUUAGUUGAUCGGCAUAAGUUAUUUACGAAACACAAAUAGCAUUUGUUAUAAAAUAGUCCCGUUUCUUCAUUACUUCUGCUUUGUGUCUUUUGGUAGCUCCAUUAAAAAUUAGAACUGUGCGAAAAACCAAAGUUCCUAUUCGUUAUGGCACUGCAUCGCUAAUACAAAAGGCCUAAUGUGAUCAAAGGCCUUGUUUUUCUCAGUUAUCGAGACAAUGCUAAAACUGUAUCACCGUUGAUAACUGGAUAGUAAAGAGAAGCCUUUUGUUUUAAGCUUUGAAAGCUCUGUUAAGGUACACUUGAUGACCAAAUGCCCCAGAGCAAGACUAUUUUAACUUAAAAAAACUUGACGCUUCUUCAUCUUAUGACACUCACUUAAUUAGUGUCAGGCUUUAAACAAGUUCCCUGAGCUCUCUCCAUCCUUGCUAGCCGGCGUUUAGUCUUUCUUCGUCCCUUCCUUCCCUCCCUUGUUUCGUUCCCCUAAAACUGCCAAGAAAAAUGAAUUUAUCAAGUAUCUAAUCGCUGAUGGUUUUGUUAAAACGAUACAGAUGGCCCUAUUAUUUCUCUGGCGAGGACUCUAACAUUUAAAUGCAUGGUGACUGUUACUUGGUAGGGUUGCUCGUGAAGCUCAAGGACACUGAAACAAAAAUUAAAAAAACUUGAUAGUAUAAUUGUGUAGUAUAAAGUUUUAUUGAACCCGCGUUAUAUCCUUUUCUGGGGUGACUUACAGUAAAAGUGAUCCUGAAAUAAGACUGAAAUUUGAUAAACGAAAGAGGCUCCCUAAACCUCUCGUAGGAGGGAUAUAAAAGUAUUUGAAGGGUCAAGACAUUGAAAAAUAAAAAUCAACGGAUGAAUCCUCCGAGUUUGAUUGGACUAACGGCUAAGGCUAUUUAAUAUUGACAGUGGGAAAUUGUUUUAAACCUUAAUGAUGUCUUGUGUUAGUUGCCAUGCACAAAAAUCACUCGUCAGUAUUAAAGUUUAUCCCAAGAUUUAACUUUUUGGAAGAUAGGAUCCGAAGAAACAAUCUCUACCACCACUCAUGCAAGUUGACAUUGGUGCUCAAAAUCAAGAUCUGGUAACGAGAACUCAAGUUUGUUUGUGAUCCCUGAAGAGCUAGUAUCGAAGCUCUUUCCAAUUUGACUCAUUACACCCUAACAUUAGUGUUCAUAUUCUCCAUACUGUUCUCUGUACAUUUACUAAGAUGCUAACAAGGAGAAUUUGUGUAACAAUCAAGAGUUUCCUUAGUUGACCUUAAUGUGUGAUUCAGGGGUGAUAUUGUAAGGAGAAAUUAGAUGCUAGUCACUCCUAAGAGUUAAAGGGUUAAUCCAGAAGAUCGACGUCUGUCUCCUUUGCUAACUGAGUAAAAAAGAUAUUGAGGUCAAGAAAUCAAAAUAAUUGAGAAGAUACUUAAAUCAAAAGAAAUUAAUCGUUCACCGUGACCAGUUACGAGAAAAAUAGGUCUGAAAGAUCUAGAGAAGGCAAGCUGCCAAUAAAUAGACAGACACAUUUCCACAGGCUACACAUUGUAAUUUAUGACCUUUUAUUAUCCAAAUGUAACGCGCGAAACAAAAUCUGCCAGAAAACAAUUUUUUUCUUAAGCUUAAUUUAUUCAAACCAUUGGCAAUUUAGUUGUUAGACAGAAUGCUUCGCUUGAAAUCAUACAUGAAGCAUGCGGGCAAUAUCAAUUUCAGACAAGUUCAAAGUUCAAACCCUUGUCUUGAGUACACUGGCAAUAUUGCACCUUGUCGUCGCAAUCAUUUACUAAAAUGUACGAGUUCGGACACAAGACCCAACCAGAAGUUUUAAACACUACAGUCCUGUUGAUUUUAGCAACGACGUAUCACUGGCACCGUGGUCCAUAGUUGAUGUUUUCGACGAUGUCGAGGACAAACUUUAUGCACUCGAUUCGCUAUUUACUGAGAUACUCGACCGCCAUGCUCCAAUUAAAACCUUCAAAGCACGCUGUAAACCAAAUCCAUGCGUAACAGACAACAUCCGGGGAUUGAUGAAGACCAGGGAUGAUUGGCGUAAGAAAGCAAAGAAAACAAAUGAUCCGCUAUCUUGGACUGCCUACAGAUAUUUCAGACAGGAAGUAAAGAGGGAAAUCAGAAUUGCUGAACAGGAAUUUGUGGCCCAACAAAUCCAGAGGAAUCCAAAUAACACCAAUAAUAUCUGGAAAGCAAUUCGCCAGUGCAUCCCCUGCAAAUCUACAUCUCAGCGAACAUACAGUAAGAGCGACAAAGCUGUUGCAGACGAAUUUAAUCAGUUUUUCGUAUCUGUUGGUCAGAGCACUGUUGACAAAAUUACGUCCCUGGCUAAUGAAUGCAACCUAACACUUAAUCAGAAUUAUUUUGUACCGAGACAAUACGCUCUCUCUGACCAGUUCACACUGAGUACCAUUGAUUAUAAACAAAUAGAACGUAUAAUAGCAGCGAUGCCUUCAAACAAGGGCCCCAGGGAUAGACAAAAUCCCGAUUCGUGUCAUCAAGGAUUGUCUUAAUCCAAUUGUUCACCCAAUAACGUCUAUCGUUAAUGCAUCCUUUCAAAACUGUGUUUUUCCAUCAAAAUGGAAGACAGCUGUGGUUACACCAAUCCAAAAGAGGGCGACCAGGAACAGGCAAACAAUAAUAGACCCAUCUCACUUACACCAGUCUUAUCAAAGGUUUGCGAAAGGGUAGUACAUAAUCAGCUCACCUCGUAUCUGCAAUCGAAUGACACCCUAUCAAAGAGCCAAAGCGGUAACAAGAGAUGGCAUUCGUGUGAAACGUCUGUGAUUGAAACAACUGACACAAUUCUUAACGCGAUUGACAAAAAGAAGUUAACGGCAGUUGUUCUAUUAGAUAUGAGCAAAGCCGUCAAUCGAGACCGGAAACAUGCUAUCGGAUAAAGUAUGUUGUUGUUGUUGUUGUCGAGACCGGAAACAUGCUAUCGGAGAAGGUUGCAUCAUUUGCCAAGAGGAAUCUGCUGUGCCAGCGCUUUCAGUUUUGAACAAAAAUGUCCCUUGAUGUAAAGAUAAACAAUUGAACUUUGUAGGGGAUAUUUCCCUUAUUUGUUUCUUGCCAACCAAAAGUUGACAUGAAGUGGUGUUUAUAUUUCUGAGGCUUCGGCGCCAACAUUCAAAUCGGCAAAGAAGAAAACAACGCAGAGUUACUUGAGUUUAAGGUAUGAUAUUUCCGUCUGAUCUUAAUUUCUACUCCUUGUUCUCGAUCUCGCUCUCGUUAUUGUUCUCCUCUUUCCAGCAUAUAUGCAUUUUGUUCAUUGAACAACUUUAUGGAUUUAAUGCGCUGGAGUCUGAAUAGCUCUUACGGGAUCAAUAUUCAAAGUGAAAAGUUGAGUCAGCUUAAGCGCACUAAACUUCGUGUUCAGACAAAUUUUGUUGUCUUUUUGAAAAAUCCCGAAUGAAAGCCUACUAUCUCAUCAAAAAUUCCAAGCGAGAGACUAUCCAUCGACCAGUAGGCAGAUUUUUUUCUAAUCAGGUCGAAUAUGAAGUUUCUGAGAAAAUAAUCAUUGUGACCAUUUCCUAGAAAAGCAAAAACAAAUACUCAACGAUAAAAGUCAGUUACGGGAAAGUCCCUUUCCUUUCCAGCCAAUAAAACUCGAGAUGUUGUAAUGAAAGAGUUUUCUCAUUGGCCAGCCAACACAGUUUCAUUUUCAUAAAAGGAAGUGUUAUAUGUUUAGCCGCACACUCUGACAAAGUACAAACACAGUUCAAGGGAGAAAGGUAAGCUUACUUUUGGGGCACUGUCGUUCGUUUGGGCGGGAAACAGUUUAGGAGAGAAGGGGCAAAUUCUAAAUUUGCACAGUUAAGCUAUGUUUGUAGAUUUCUGUCUAUCCAUGAGUAAAUGUAAACUUCAAUGAUUUGAAAACGUUCUCGGCAGAAAUAUUUAGCGAUAAUUACUGCAAUGAUGACAUACUUUUAAGCUAAGUAAGAAAUUGUUCUCGAUUGACAAAACUCAUAAAGCGUGAUAACUGUAGUGGUUGACUAAGACGUUUGCAGUAUUUUUGCGCGAACGAGUACGUGUUACUCGUUCUUUAGAUUUAUAGAUAUUGUAACGAGUCUAAAUGCUUUUUACCGAAUCAAUGUUCACAGUAAAGAGAAGACAUUGAAGCUCGAGACGUUGAAACUAACACACAUGUAUCAGCUUCUACCGAAGUUCAACACCUUCCCGUGCUAUUUCAGUUCUAAAAUCUAGAAAUCCAAUACCAGGAACUGCUUUCUAUCUAAAAGAGGCGUUUGGAAACCUCGAGACGCUCAUCCUGGUAAGCUUAUUGUCACUUCACUGAAUUACUUCUUUAAAAUUUUCUUUCAGAAGUCCACAGAAAGCUUAAAGCACCAAUAAGGUAAGCAAAUUUUGAUGUUCUUGUUUUUUAGAAUCUAGAUUGUGUCCUGGGAGACUCACGAUUAAUAAUUAAUAAUAAUUACAUUUAUAUAGCGCAGACCUCUACUUGGAUAUAUUCAGUUUCAAUGGUGUAACAUGACAGAAUCUUUGUGUUCCCGUGACCAACCGAGCUGCGACAUUCUGUAUCCGAUCUAACUUAAAUCAGUUUUCAGCUGAAUAGUUUCCUCUGAAUACUGUUUGGCUGACAAUUUCAUGUGUUUGCUUGGUUUUUGUUUAGCUUCGAACUGCGCGCGGUUUUGUUCAAACCAAACAAUGAACGUUCAGAACGUAACAGAUUAGAUUUAUGCGGAAACAUCUGAAGCUCAAACUGUUGAGAACAUUGUGUGAUUGAUGUCUUUGAAUUCUUUGGCCCCGAACAUGACAUUUAUUUUGAGUAAGUCACGCUAGCAGGAAGUGACAUCGUCGUCCUCAGCAAUAAGGGUUCUUGACCUACGGCACUAGCCAAAAAGUAAGUGGGCUCGGGGGCUCAGGAGACGUUAUUGUGGAAGUUUCAGCAGAUCUCGACGAGGAGAGAAGCGAUUGUCUUUUCCUCGCGCGCACGAUAGAGCGCGCGCCUUUCGUAAAUGAAAUCUGAGCUCCAUUUUUAGCCUGAUAGGAGGCACACGAGAGCAGGUUUCCUCAAAUAAGUGCGUCCUAUUAAUCAUAGUACGUGUGCUUAAUCAUACUAACAUUUUCAUUUUCUAUGCGUAGCGUUUGUGUUUAAGAUGGUAUCAAACAUCUGCACCAGACUGCUAAAGAAAGAGUGGAGGCUUUAUGAACUCGAUCGAGUUCCUCACCUUGAGGGAAUUUAUAUCAUCGGAAUAACCGGAAGAAAUAAAUCGGAUUCCUAUGAGGAAACAAACGUUUUGUACGUUGGUCGUACAAAUGACGUCCACAGACGGCUAGGGGAGCACACCAGACAAAACCUUAAGAUCGACGAGUUUGUGAAGAAUCAAUUUGAGAAGAACAAGGGGAAAGACUUACGAGUUAAGUGGAUCGAAGAAAAAAAUGACGACCAUACUGAAAAGGAAUACAUAGACUGUAUUGCCAAGAAACUCGGGUAUUGGCCUGAAUAUAACAUUAGGCGGUAAAUAUUUUGCAAAGGUUUCGUACCAUAGUCAAGAUAUGGCGUCUUUGUUCGCUACCUCACUAUAAUAAUCUGACCCAACUAAAAUUAACUUAAUAUCGUUGAUUUAACUUAUGCACAUUGUUCCUUAAAGAUAUCUCCUAUUGUAUGACAGUGCAUUUAAAUCAUUUAGUAAUGCCUUUUAUUAUCGUUUGAUUCUUUCAUUACUAUCAUUGUGAAGAGUAGCUAAAUCAUUUUUCGAAUGAUCAUGUUUUAAUUUUGCUCGCGGAAACAUUAUUUCUUGCCUGUUAGACGAUGUGAAUUCACAUAUAUUGAAUACAUUUACUAGCACGCCUGUAAUCACAUGCAGAUAUCUAUGAAAUAUUUUUUGAGCCCUUUUGAUGAUGCAAAUGUAUUUUAACUUAUACAUUUUUUUCUUACGAUGAUCAAUAAAAUUUAUUCAGGU
Messenger RNA from Pocillopora meandrina, 6464 nucleotides. NCBI's taxonomy places the organism in Eukaryota, Metazoa, Cnidaria, Anthozoa, Scleractinia, Pocilloporidae. The record is from the annotation of a GenBank genome assembly.